UGGUAAACAAUGUCGUGAAGAGGCAUUCAAUGAUCCGUCCCAUGUUACUGGACUGCCCGCGUUUGUAAAAGACCGAAUGGCUUGAAGCUUCUAGGCCGUGCCUACUGGCUCAUAACUGUUGGUGAUGCAUCUUCCAGAUGCACAACAUCAAUUUCCCCCUUGAGAGUUUGAGACUGGGUUGAGUUCCCGAUCGGCGUCGCGUUCGUGACUGUGGAAGCAUUUGUCACCGCUUCCUCGAUGCUCUGCUCAAGUCGUGCCCUUUAUAUCAUAAUACCACCUCUUCUCGUUGUUCCUGAUCCUUGAGUCGAUUUUUGCUUGUCAGAUCCGCCUUAAAAGUGUUGACAAACAACCUCGAAGCGGUCGACGUCACUCCGCUCGGUGGUGACGACGAGCCAAGAUGCCGCUUCGAAUCACAACAUGGAAUGUCAACGGCAUAAGGAAUCCGUUCGGAUACCAGCCAUGGCGAGAAAACCGCACAUUUCAGGCCAUGUUCGACACGCUAGAGGCAGACAUUGUCGUCAUGCAGGAAACCAAGAUUCAGCGGAAGGAUCUUCGGGACGAUAUGGUCCUGGUACCGGGCUGGGAUGUUUACUUCAGUCUCCCCAAGUACAAGAAAGGAUACUCCGGCGUGGCCAUCUACACACGUUGCGCCAAGUGCUGCCCAAUACGCGCGGAGGAAGGCAUCACCGGUGUUCUCUGCCGCCCAAACUCCUCCACGAAGUUUCGCGAUCUUCCUGUAGACCAGCAAAUCGGUGGAUACCCGAAGCCUGAGCAACUUCCCGGCUCCAUCGACGAACAAACGCUGGACUCUGAAGGCCGCUGCGUGAUCCUGGAGUUCCCUGCGUUCGUGCUUAUUGGAGUCUACAGUCCGGCGACCCGAGAUGAGACGAGGACAGAGUUCCGCCAGGCGUACAUUGAUGCCAUCGACAUCAGGGUCCGCAACCUGGUUGCAAUGGGAAAGCAGGUUUUCCUCUGCGGCGACCUCAACAUCAUUCGCUCCGAGCUCGACACCGCUGGCCUGGCAGAGCGGCUGCGAAAGGAGGCCAUGACGCUUGAUGAAUUCAUGUCGACUCCAUCGCGGCGCUUCGUCAACCACCUCGUGUUCGGAGGCCGUGUCAUCGGAGAAAGAGAUGAAGGGCGAGAGGAACCCGUUCUCUGGGAUCUUUGCCGGGAGUUCCACCCCGCUCGUCCAGGCAUGUACACCUGCUGGGAAACCAAGAAGAACGCGCGACCAGGCAACUUUGGGAGUCGUAUAGAUUACGUGCUGUGCAGCUCGGGAAUCAAAGACUGGUUCAUCGAUGCCAAUAUCCAAGACGGGCUCCUGGGAUCUGAUCACUGUCCCGUAUACGCUACGAUUGGUGACGUCGUCGGCCAUAAUGGCGUCAAGGUCAAUAUUGAGGAUAUUAUGAACCCAGCCGGCAUGUUCAAGGAGGGCAAGCGCCAGCGAGAGUGGUCUCCCAAAGAUCUCCUCCCCACAUCAGCGAAGCUCAUUCCCGAGUUUGACCGCCGACAGAGCAUUCGGGAUAUGUUCUUCAAGAAAGGCAGCCCAUCCACGAAGACCGAGUCCACGCCAGCCCAGACAAACAACCAGAACGGCCCUAAGAGCGUGGAUGCUGUGCCUGAAGAAUCGAAGAAGAAUGAACUUCAGACGGAUCCCAGAGUCCCCGUAUCGCAGUCAAGCCGAACGGUGGCCCCGGCAGCAGCUAACAACAACACGACACCAACUAGCACAAUCGCAUCCCCGCAGAAGCCCGUUCCGACGAAGCGGCAAGCGGAACCCUCAGAGCCUUCAGGCGGAUCCCAGAAAAAGACGAAAGUUGCUCUGACUAGGGAGAACUCGACAAGGUCGGCGUCAGGUUUCUCACAGAGCAGCCUAAAGGGCUUCUUCAAGCCGAAGACGCCAACAACGGACGCCAAUCCCGUCGUCGAGGCAGAAAGCACGGACGGUCCCAGUCCCGUGUCAAAGCCCGACAUUCCAUCCACGACAAAGCAAAUCCCUCGGCCCAGCCAACAAAGAAGCGGGGCCGCUUCAGAGAACGACGCGCAGAAUAUCCCUGGUGAUAUUUCAAAGUCCGAGGGCUCCUCCAUAGAGAAGGUGUUCGACCCCAUCGUGGCGAAGGAGUCCUGGUCGAAGCUGCUUGGCAAGAGAGUCGUCCCCAAGUGUGAACACGGAGAGGACUGUCAGAUGCUGGUUACCAAGAAGCCCGGCAUCAACUGUGGUAGAUCCUUCUUUAUGUGUGCUCGUCCGCUGGGUCCCUCAGGAGACAAAGAGCAAGGGACAGAGUUUCGUUGCCGCACCUUCAUCUGGAGCAGCGACUGGAACGGUCGGCAAUGAGCAUAGCGGGCGUGGAAAGGUUGCUGCCCCCAAGUCACAUCGGUGCCUGUGGCUCAUGCAUGUCUGCAUUCCGUCGGCGAGUCUGGGCGAGGUGGGUCGUAGCAUCAACAGCAGCAUGACGACAGGAGGAGGAGUCGACCACCCGGGGCCCUUUGCUGGCGUCACAACGCGCUCGAUCCUUUCAAUGCCACCCAGGCAUGCCGACCUUGCUCUUCCGAAGGGGUCUUCGUUAGCAACGAAAUCAACAGGCAUUCUUGCUUAGGCAGUGUGCUCCUCCG
Chaetomium strumarium is the source of this 2613-nucleotide messenger RNA. Its product is annotated as Endonuclease/exonuclease/phosphatase. The record is from RefSeq and is a predicted model, not a curated record. Gene Ontology annotation, molecular function: double-stranded DNA 3'-5' DNA exonuclease activity; phosphoric diester hydrolase activity; DNA binding. The transcript has 5 exons. Gene Ontology annotation, cellular component: nucleus. Bases 398 to 2335 code for a protein of 645 amino acids. Lineage: Eukaryota; Fungi; Ascomycota; Sordariomycetes; Sordariales; Chaetomiaceae. Gene Ontology annotation, biological process: base-excision repair.